This is a messenger RNA of Chionomys nivalis (European snow vole), 2601 nucleotides long. It is a transcript of the gene Tbccd1, whose product is annotated as TBCC domain containing 1. The transcript has 8 exons. The record is from RefSeq and is a predicted model, not a curated record. Gene Ontology annotation, biological process: maintenance of Golgi location; maintenance of centrosome location. NCBI's taxonomy places the organism in Eukaryota, Metazoa, Chordata, Mammalia, Rodentia, Cricetidae. Gene Ontology annotation, cellular component: spindle pole centrosome. Bases 248 to 1921 code for a protein of 557 amino acids.
AAACUACGCGUGUGCGCCCGGGACGCGCGAUCGCCAAGGCGAUUGCUCGGUGCCGAAGUACAUGAGGAGCCUUGCAUAGGGAUAUGAUCGCAUAGUACAGACUGGUUACAAAUGGUCUCGAUUUCGUAGAAAAGAGACUUGGUUCCUUAUAGAGAAGCUGCCGCGGAGACCGACUUGAGAUUCGACUUCCUGCACUCCGUAGCGGUAUGCAAAGAAGCCUCUUUGUCCUGAUGUCUUCAGAGAUACUAUGGAUCAGUCCGGAGUUCUCCUCUGGGUAAAAGCAGAACCUUUUAUAGUGGGUGCCUUGCAAGUCCCACCUCCAUCCAAAUUCAGUCUUCACUACCUCAGGAAGAUAGCCGCCUAUGUGCAGACGCGGGCCACAGAGGGCGCCUACCCACGCCUCUCCUGGUCUACAUGGAGGCACAUUGCAUGCGGAAAGCUGCAGCUGGCCAAGGAGCUAGCAUGGCUCUACUUUGAAAUAUUUGAUAACCUUUCGGUGAAGACACCCGAGGAUCGCCUGGAAUGGUCUGAGAUUUUGUCCAGCUGCACGACUGAAGAGGAGGUAGAAAAGCAAAGAAGUCAGCUUUCAGUGGACACGCUGCAGUUUCUGCUCUUCUUGUACAUCCAGCAGUUAAACAAGAUCUCCCUGCGGACAUCGUUGAUUGGGGAAGAGUGGCCCAGUUCCAGAAGCAGACCUCAGUCUCCUAGCCUCACUGAACGGGCCAGCUGUCACAGUAAGAACUGGAAUGACUACAGUCACCAGGCUUUCGUCUGCGACCAUCUGUCGGAUCUCCUCGAGCUGCUUCUCGACCCAGGCCAACUUAGCGCGUCCUUCCACUCAACCCACAGUAGUGUGCUGUCUCGAGAAGCCAUCCUGGCACUCAGCUUCCUCAUCGAAGGCACCGUGAGCAGAACCAGGAAGGUGUAUCCCCUUCAUGAACUUGCCCUGUGGCAACCGCUGCAUGCGGACAGUGGCUUCUCAAAGGUCUCCAAGACGUUCUCUCUCUGUAAGCUGGAAGCCUGGUUGAGAGCCUCUUUGACUACAAAUCCAUUUGGUCCAUCUGCUUGCCUCAAAUCUGGGAAGAAAUUGGCUUGGGCUCACCAAGUGGAAGGUACGACCAAAAGAGCAAAGAUUGCUUGCAAUACUCACGUGUCCCCUCCGCUGCACCGCAUGGUGGUAAUGAGCCAAGUUUACAAACAGACACUGGCCAAGAGCUCAGACACUCUAGUGGGAGCUCACGUCAGGGUUCAUCGCUGCAAUGAGUCUUUCAUAUAUCUGCUCUCCCCCUUGCGGUCCGUGACAAUUGAAAAAUGCAGAAAUAGCACCUUCGUGUUGGGUCCCGUGGAGACAGCUCUUCACCUACAUGACUGUGAGAACGUGGAAGUCAUUGCUGUUUGCCACCGACUGUCCAUCUCUUCCACAGCAGGCUGCACCUUUCACGUCUUGACGCCUUCACGCCCACUUAUUCUCUCUGGGAACCAAAGAGCGACUUUUGCCCCGUUUCAUACCCAUUACCCAAUGCUGGAGGACCACAUGGCCAGGACAGGCCUCGCUACGGUACCCAACUAUUGGGAUAACCCAAUGGUUGUGUGCAGAGAAAGCAGUGACACGAGCGUCUUCCAGCUCCUGCCACCGUGUGAGUUCUACGUCUUUAUUAUUCCCUUUGAGAUGGAAGGGGACACAGCAGAGAUACCCGGGGGUCUCCCCGCUGCCUACCAGAAAGCACUGGCUCAAAGGGAGGAGAAGAUUCAGGUCUGGCAGAAAACUGUGAAGGAGGCUCGUCUGACGAAGGAACAGAGGAAGCAGUUCCAGGUCCUUGUGGAGAACAAGUUCUAUGAAUGGUUGAUUAAUACAGGACACCGGCAACAGCUGGACAGCCUCGUCCCACACUCAGCAGCCUCCAAACAAGUGCCUGGAUAGGACCUGCAUGGACCACUGGGCUCUGGAAAAGUGAGGAAGAACGGAGGAUGGUGCCCACUGGAGACUGUAUUGGAAAGGGAGCCUUGCUGCCUGCGAGACCUCGGCCUUUUCCCUCUUUUUAACGCCCUUGUUGGUUCCUGUUCUGUGCGCACUUAGGUUGGAUUUUAGCUUCUGACUUUCAUAAAAACAUCUUACGUGUAGAAGGUUAGAAGACCCAUGCAUGUUGUGCCAAAUGGAGCACUGGGCAAGGCAGAUGUAUGUACACGUUAGUGUCUAAGUGGCUGAGUACAGCUCACAGGCUAACCUCAUGUUUUAGUUUGUAUGAUGAAAGGGUUUGGUCCUAGCAGAAAAAGUUGGCCAGGUGUGGUGGCACAUGCCUGACCCCUAGGAUUCGGAGACAGAGUCGGCGGAUCUGUGAGUUCCAGGCCAGCCUGGUCUACAUGGUGAGGACCCUGUGUCUCGAAAAACAAAACGAGUUGUCUGGUUCUUUGUAACUAUUUAAAAGGAAAUUUCUACUCCUUUUUAAAAAAGAGCGACAGUAUGGUCAGCUGAUAUAUAAAUAUAGCAGAGAUAGUUUUAUAAAAUGGUAUUUUAGGCCUUAAAGUAUAAAAUGCAUAUAAAAUUGUGUAAAAUUUUUUAUUUUUAUUUUUUACUUCAAAUUUCAAUAAACAAACUCUAAA